ACUGGACACUGUCCCACCUCACUCACUCCCAUUUCUGGACCCCGAGUCUGCGCAUGGAGGAGCCCCUGGAGAGCUCUACCCUGGAGGAGGCUCUGGGGCAAUUACAGCGGAGUCUCCGGGAACGCGCGAACAGAAGCCUUCACCAGCUGAGUUGCAUCCUGAGAGAAGACAAUGCCGCUGGCAGAGACGAUGCACUAGAACCUUCUUUUAGCGCCGAAGGAGGAAGCGAGGACCCUGGGACUUCCUGGCACCAGCUACAGCACAGCCAUGCCGUUAAUCAACUCAUAGCCUUGUUGCACCAACAUGCAGCUGAGGAAAGUGAGGUGUCUCCAUCAAGAAGACAAAAAAUAACCCCUUUGAGGUCAUCAGAAUGUGAGGAAACCAAUAUGCCUACUUUUCAUAAUCUUGUCCCUAUCAUCAAUGAUCAGUCCCAAUACAUUCAUCAUUUGGAGGCAGAAGUCAAGUUCUGCAAGGAGGAACUUUCCGGAAUGAAAAAUAGGGUGCAGGUGGUUGUGCUGGAAAAUGAGCAGCUCCAACAACAGUUGAAAGCUCGAAGACAAGAGGAAGCGAUGAGGGAGCAGACUCUUCUGGAUGCUUCUGGAAACAUGCAGAAUUCUUGGAUGACAAGAGGUGAGGAUUCAGGAGUUCAGGAAGCUGUCAAAUCAUAUUCCCAUGGCGAUGCAGACAUGACCAAGGUCUCCUCUGCUCAUGAGGCUGAGAAAUGGAAGCUAGAACUGGAGAGGCUGAAACUUACUUAUGAGCAAAAGUGUGAAAUCCUGGAAUCUCAACUGAGGGUUUUGAGGAAAAAUUUAGCCGAAAGUCAGAGAAACUGUGAAGAUCUUAAAGUGCGACUAAAGCACAAAGAGUCCGUCCUGGCUGCCCAGGCGUCUAACCCUAACCGCGUGGGCGGCCUGUGUGUGAAGUGCGCUCAGCACGAGGCUGUCCUCUCCCAGACGCACAGCAACGUCCACGUGCAGACCAUAGAGCGGCUGACCAAGGAGAGGGAUGACCUCAUGGCCGCGCUGGUGUCCGCGAGGAGCAGCUUGGCGGACGUGCAGCUGAGGGAGGCGGGCGCCUACGAGCAGGUGAAGUGCGCCAUGCAGAUGACGGAGGAGGCCAACCUCGAGAAAACCAAGGCUCUGAUCCAGUGUGAGCAGCUGAGGAGCGAGCUGGAGAGGCAGGCGGAGCGGCUGGAGAGGGAGCUGGCCACGCAGCAGGAGAAGCGGGCCUGCGACAAAGAGAUGAUGAAGAAGGAGCUGACGCAGGAGCGGGAGGACUCGGGAUCCAAGAUGUUGGCUCUGUCUCAGAACCUGGCCCACCUGGAGGCCCAGCUGGAAAAGGCCACAAGGGAGAAGGUUUCAGCUGUGAACCAACUCGAAGAAAUUCAGAACCAGCUUGCUUCCCGGGAAGCGGAUGCCACCAAGGUGUGUGGGGAAUUGCACUAUCAAUUGAAUAAAACCAAAAUGGAGAAGGAGGAGGCAGAAAAGGAGCUCAGAGAGUACAGAGCCAAAGCUAAAAGGGACCUUGACCUGAAAGAUCAGGAGAUAGAGCGGCUGACGCUGGAGCUGAGCGAGAGCAAGCAGCACGUGGAGCGGGAGCAGCAGAAGGCGGCCGGGGCCGGAGAGCAGCUCCUGACACUGACGCAGCGGCUGGGGGAGACCGAGCGCCAGCUGCACCGCACCAGACUGGAAAAAGAGAGCAUUCAGCAGAGCCUCAGCAGCGAAGCCAAGGCCCAAGCCCUUCAGGCCCAGCAAAGGCAGCAGGAGCUGACGCAGAAGAUGCAGCAAAUGGAGGCCCAGCAUGACAGGACCGAAAGUGAACAGUACUCACUGCUGACCUCCCAGAAUGCAUUUUUGACCAAGUUAAAGGAAGAGUGCUCUACGUUAGCCAAGAAACUGGAACAAAUCUCUCAGAAGAGCAGAUCUGCAGUGGCCCAGCUCAGCCAGGAGAAGAAGUACGCCUACGAGAAACUGAAAAAGCUGCAGGAAAGAAACGAGGAGCUGGAGGAGCAGUGCGUCCAGCAUGGGAGACUCCAUGAGAUCAUGAAGCAAAGGCUGCAGCAGCUGGACCAGCACAGCCAGGCCACCGCCCAGCAACUGGUGCAGCUGCUGAGCAAGCAGAACGCGCUCCUGCAGGAGAGGCAGAGCCUGUCUGAGGAGGUGGAGCGGCUGAGAGCCCAGAGAGGAAGGGGGAGAUAGAAACGUCGCUGAUCGGAGAGAACCGCUGAUCCGCUGCCUCCUGCAAGCCCCGCACUGGAGACUGAGCCUGGCACCCGGGGGCGUGCCCUGACCGGGAAUCGAGCCGAGACCUCCUGGCUCACAGGGGGCGGUUAACCACUGGGCCGCCCAGCCGCAGGGCCAUACCAGCUUGUUUGUUCACGCACUCACGUGGUGGUGGACGUGGCUCUGGCCGAUCUGCCGCCGGGGAGGGUUCCCUCAGUCCCUCCCCAGGUGCCCGUGACUCAUCCACUGGCCCCACACCUCUCCCAGCGUUCUUGGCAGCGAAUUCCAGUUCUAAUUUGAUUUAAACGUGUGCACGCGGACCCAACAGCCAUAUGUGAUUAAACUCAACGUCAUGGACAGGAUCUCCUUGCACCAAAGGACUCACCAACAGAGACCAGAGCUGGGCGGGCAGCAGGCCGGUGUGUGACCUGGAGCGAAGGGAAGGGACAGCUCGCUGGGACCCGGAGGUGUCGCACGUUUGCAGGGUCUUCCCCGCACCCCGGGGGCCCCCGCACCCAGGGGCCCCCCAGGAGGUGAGCUCCCUGCCAGGCCGACGGCGCCCGGAGCCACCAGCAAACACACCGAACCGGGAGUUUCCGGAAGGCGUGCCAACGCGACGAAAACAAACAACUGAUUCCCACCAAAUUGUUGUGUCUUUGUUUCCCCCCACCCCGGAUUCUCACCCGGAUUGUCAGCCUCGAAAAUAAACACCGAUCCAUUCCCAGAAAAAUAUUUUUCCAAUAAAAACCCACUCUGCGAAAGUUCGCCCUGGUUCCUUCAAAACUGUGUGCGAGACACUGUCAACCGGAGCGGCUUCCCUGAUCUGUUCAACA
Molecule: messenger RNA, 3055 nt
Organism: Pipistrellus kuhlii (Kuhl's pipistrelle)
Lineage: Eukaryota; Metazoa; Chordata; Mammalia; Chiroptera; Vespertilionidae
Gene: SDCCAG8
Product: SHH signaling and ciliogenesis regulator SDCCAG8
Exons: 18
Coding region: 54-2198 (714 amino acids)
Biological process (GO): centrosome cycle; establishment of cell polarity; neuron migration
Cellular component (GO): centrosome; centriole
Source: RefSeq, a predicted model, not a curated record